AUGGACCCACCCGACAAAGUGACCAUUCUCCUACCCGAGCUCUUCACAUCAUUCCUGGCAGACGAGCCAAGGCUCCACACCGCCUACGACAAAGUCCGACGAGAGUCAGAGACGGCCAUUAUCGAAUUCUGCAACUACGACCAUCGAGUGGCCACCAUCGUGCGCAAAGGUGAUUUCAGCCGUUUCGUCGCCAUUGCAGCGCCGGAUGCCGAAGAAAGUCGCCUUCGAUUGUAUUGCGACUGGUGCAAUUGGGUCUUUCCCUACGAUGACCUCUUUGACAAUGGAAAACUCAAGCUCGAUGCUGCCGCAGCACAAGCAAAAAUGCAAGCGCUCUUCGCCACCAUGGAAUCAACCGAAGAGGGAGCUGACACCGAGCAAUGCCACCUCAUUCGCUUUCACAAUGCCAUCUGGUCGCAGCUACAGGCUAGUGCACCGCCUGGCGUACAGAGACGUUUCCUGAAGACAAUGCACCGCUUCUGCGAUGCUGUCCUGAAGCAGGUCUUCAAAGUGGCUGCAGAGGAGACACCGACCUUGUCCGAGAUGUUAAAGAUUCGGCGACAAUCAGCCGGCGUGGCUCCGCUGUAUCCUUUCUUCGAGUACGCACAUGCAUUGGAUCUGCCGGAUGAGUUCUUUGACAGUGCAUGGGUUCAAGAGCUUGAAGAACUCGGUAUGGACUCUAACUCGUGUAAGGCGGAAGGCGUUCCACAUAACGUGGUUGCCAUAUGUCGCAUUCGCGGCCUCUCGGCACAAGACGCAUUCGACCACGUUGGCCAUAUGCUUGACGACCGUCUUGCUCGUAUCAAGUCGUGCAUUUCGACCCGACCACAUUACGAGGACCAGCGGCUCGACCAUGAAGCAGACGGCUACAUCGAAGGAGUACUAAACACCCUCCGCGCCAACCUUUACUGGUCUUUUGCGAGCAGACGCUAUCUUGGCGAUCAAGCCGACGUGGUGCGACGCACGCGAAGGGUCGAGGUCCUCAAGGAUCCAGCUUUCAUGGGACAAUCCUCGGAGCAGCUGGCAUCAGUCGUGCUCGAGAAGUGA
Messenger RNA from Pseudocercospora fijiensis CIRAD86, 1044 nucleotides. RefSeq lists its product as uncharacterized. Lineage: Eukaryota; Fungi; Ascomycota; Dothideomycetes; Mycosphaerellales; Mycosphaerellaceae. The transcript has 2 exons. The coding region runs from base 1 to 1044 and encodes 347 amino acids. The record is from RefSeq and is a predicted model, not a curated record.